Symbiodinium necroappetens is the source of this 240-nucleotide messenger RNA. The record is from the annotation of a GenBank genome assembly. NCBI's taxonomy places the organism in Eukaryota, Dinophyceae, Suessiales, Symbiodiniaceae.
AUGACUGGCUCGGAAAGCGAGAGCGACGGGCAUCUGGAGCUGGCUAAAUCCAAGCCAGGCGCUUCGAAGUCGGCUGCGCAGAUCACAGAUGACUUGGGCGUGCUGGGCGCCUUGCGCAGCGGCAGCAGCAGCAGCAGCGGCAGCAGCCGGGUCGAAGUUGCCAAAGCCAAGCCAGGUGCCGCAUUCGAUGACUGGGCUUUUCCCGCUUUGGAGCUUGUGCAAAGACCAACGCCUCAUUAG